CUGAUGUAAACAAAUAAAUGAAACUUGACAUGAAAAAGCCUUGCUGGAGUAGCAGGCUCGAGGUGAUCUGCACAGGAAAAAGGCAAAAAUGACAGAUGAAACAACAUGUGGUUCCUGUUUUGCAUGCCAGCGGAUUCUAGGGGAAAGUCGCAGUGUGAAAGGAAGUGCUCGUCUCAAACACUCAAACAAAUUGGUGAAUGAAGCCAUAUCUGAUAUUGUGAAUGAAAAAGUAUCAGCUCCCAAAUUGUGCUUUAGAUGUUAUAGAUUAGUCUUAGGUAUAGAUUAUCAUCAACAUGAAUUUCACAGAUUAAUGCAAUCUUUCAUAAAGAUAUUUAGUGAAAAGAAUAAGACUGUAGGAAGUGUUAAUGCAAAGAAGUCCAUGAUAGUAAGUAACAAAUCACCUAUAUUGAGUUCUGAAAUAAUUCAGGAUGGAACAAAAUCAGAAGAUUCAUGUAAAGAUGUUAACAUUGUUUUGAGUAAUGAUAAUGAUGAAGUUAAGAUCAUAGAUCCUGUCUUGGAGUCAGUUCAAUUAGAUUUUUUAGAGUAUGACUCUAGAGAAGUAGUACCCUACAUUCAUUCAGCUGUAGGAAAUCAGGAUGAAACUAUAAGAGAAGAUAGAGAAAGAGAUUAUAGACAAGGAAAAUAUAAUACCACAAGCUUUAGUAGCAAUGAAAGAGAUUUCAAGAGAAAUCAGUUGGAUGAAGUGGAUUUAGCUGGGAUAUUAACACAGUCAAGAAGAAGACCGAAAGUGCCAAAAAAAUAUGAUGAUUAUGAGUAUUACCCAGAAAACUACAGCCAGCCAAAGAAUGAACCAGAAGUGAAGGAACAGCAAGAGGAAUCUUGUGAUGGUAGUCCUCCCUUCAAGUGUAGCCUUUGUCAGAAUUUCUUCAGCACUAAGAAAUCGUAUAGCUGUCAUGAAUGCUUCAAAAAAGAGAGAGAAGAUAUUACAUACAGAUGCAAAGGUUGCCAAGAGAUAUUUUCAGUCAGACGGGAGUACAUCAAGCAUAUAGACUUGUGCUACAAAAAUGUUCCUGUUGAGUGUCAUCUGUGUUUGAGCAAACUACAGAGUGCAGCAUAUCUUCCAAGACACAUUGAGUCAUUUCACAAAGGAUCUCCUGUCUAUAAGAAGAAUACGCUUUGUGAGCACUGUGGGAGGGGUUUCAGCAGAAAGGAAGCAUUGGAACGGCACCAAGCACAAGCCCAUGGCCUUGCCCAUGGGACUCACCAGUGCCCUCAGUGUGGUCGUACUUUCCUCCACACAUCCCUUCUAGCAGAGCACAUGAGAGCACAUAAAGGAUACACCUGUGUUAUCUGUAGCAAGAUCUUCAGUUGUAUGUCAAACCUCAAAUUACACAAAAAGGCACACCAUCAAAAAGUAACCUCGUAUAAAUGUUCAGGUUGUAAUAAAUCCUGGAAAUUUCAUGCAAGUUACACAUAUCAUAUGCGUAAGGUUCACGGGUCAUUACUUCUAAAGUGCUCAGCGUGCAAAGAGCGCUUUCCAACCCAAGCUGAACUGGAGCAUCAUAAGGAAACAUGCAAGUCCAGGGCUAGUCAAGGAAGUACAAAGGAAGAUUCUGCCAGUGAAGAAAAAAAUGUUAGGAAGGAGACUGAUUCAAGUUCAGCACACCAUUCAUCAAAGCAUUCACCAAAUGAAACUCUAAGAAAAAAGGGUCAAGGAAACAAAAUUGUAGACUCCGACAUUGGUUCUUCCUCAGUCUAUAAUAAGCAGAAAGUAAGCCAUGGAACUGCCAAAAAAUAUGAUGCAGAAGGAGGCAAAGAUAGGCACAACUAUUCACAAUCUCAAAACACUCUGAACCUAAAUGUGCAACCUGGGAAAGAGACACAUGCUAUGAUGGAAACAAGAAAUCUGACCGUUGAAGUAAAUGAUGUUCCUAAUAAGCCUAAAGAUGAAUUAUUGCUAGUGCCACAAAUGCCGCAGGGAGAACAGGUCAUAUAUGAAGUUGGGGAACAAGAAUCCAUUGAGCCGCCAUCAGAUAAUAUUAUUGUGGAAACACUUGAUGAUCUAACAAAUGAUUGUCAUUAUGUCAUUCUUGUAGAUGAAAUGGAUUAAGGUGCUGCAUAAUUUAAGUGAUAUUCUGCCUUUAUAAUGUCUUCCAUAAAGACAUUUAUCCUGAAUGAAACACACUAUGCAUACAUCUUUUUACCAUCUUUCUAAUGUAAAUAAAUUUAUGCAGUAUAAUACCCUUCAAAGUUAUUGAAUCAGUUGUUCUUGUUGUUACUUUUCAGUGUUAUGCUAGCACUGCAAUUGUCCUUUGUUGCAAUUUUUACAUGAUUUUAUGUUGUUAAUCUUUCUCAUUCAAAUUUAUUUUAGCAGUAUGUGUGUCAUUAAUUCACAGGUAAGUCACAAUUAUCUUUGAUGAGGCAAAGAGGCAUGAGGACAUGAUUAACAAACAUUUAGAAAAGCAAAAUAUAUAUAGAUAUCAUAUUUUACAUGUGCAGUAUUUAUGUAAUUUUUUGUUCUUGAGUUCUUCAAUAAUUACAGAUUUUCAGUUUCUGAUACUGUUUAGGUUUAAAUCUAAAUAACUCAUGCCUCUAAAUAUUUUUGUUGCACAUAUUUUAUCAUGCAUACACUAUAAGCUUAUUAUUUCUUCUCUGAUGAUAUUUCAUCUGUUAAGAACAAAAUAUAGUACUUACCAUAUUUAGAUAUAUAUAUGCUCAGGCCAUUUUGCUCUCUUUGAAUUCUUUUUUUGUGUGUUUUGCAAAUAUACAUAUUCCAUAAGAGUAUAUAGAAGUAUUUGUCCUUUUUUAUUGUAAGCACUCAAGGAUCAACUGUACUUUUGAGUAUGCAAGGUUCAUGUUUGAUUAUUCAAGAUGUGCCUAUAACCACUCUUUAAGGUAAUAAAAAUUGUUUCAUUUCAAUGACCAAGACAGUUACUAGGGAGUUGAAAAUUUGUAUUUUGCAUUUGAUUAUUUUUGAAAAAUAAGUGUCACAAUCAAAUUAGUCAUUAAUGAUAUAUCAUUCUUUGAAAUAUGUGUUGGAAUAUCCAAAAGUCUUGACAUUUUAGGUGUAUUAUUAAAUGCUGCUAUUUAUAAAGCUUUUCUGUUAUACUCUGGGAAAGUUUGUCUUCAUGAUUUCAGGCUCUGAUAUUCGUUUACAAGGUUUUCUACAUUAUGUAUGAAGUUUUUCAGACUGGUGGUAUACAUAAUAGUUCUUGUUUGUUAAAAUUAGAUUGAAUUUAAUGCUUUACAUAUUUGUAUAAGCAUUUUUUUCAUACAAAAAUGGCAGCGUGGACAUGACAAAGUAAUCCUUGGGGAUCUGAAUUUGGUUACCUUAACCCAAUGCUGCUGGGGAAAAUGUUGUGUUCACUUUAGUAUUGUUUUGUUAAAUGUUUAUGCACAUCGAUGGCUCUGGCAAUGCUUAGCCACAAAGGAGCCAAUUAGUAGAUCUUGGGACUCACCUUUCCUUGAAAUAGUGGGAAAAUGUUAUUUUUGUUAUAAAUCUUAUCAUUAUUAUAUUGUUAUUGACAUUACUAACAGCAGUAUUAAAUUCUAUAAAAUAUCAAUGAAAGGGUUUAACAGGUGAGACAGGUACUUCUUGUAACUGGCUCAUUUGCAGUAUAGUAUGUUUGGGGCCAUCUAUAUGUGGUUAACAAGAUUAGCAAAUUGGAAAAUUCUCCGAAUAAUUGCCUUUAAUGUGGAUCAAGAAUGUCACCAAAGAAGAGAGAAAUAGUGAGUGAUUUUAUGUUUUGAUAAGCAGCAUUUUAGGGUUAUUGUGAUUUGAAAAUUAAUACUUGUAUUUUUUAAACACAUUUUCAGUAAAGCAGCUAGAUUCCUGUCACAUUAAAGUGUGUAGUUGGUUCAAUAUAUAUUAUAUAACUUUAAAUAUUCCAUUCUUUUCUUGCUGGUUAUAUGAGUAACAUCAAAACAUUGCGUGUAUGCAUAUUCAAAAGGUUCCUUACAUGUAAGCUAACAGGGUUGUAAUCUGUGCCAAAAAAGUAACUUAAUUUGUUUUAUAUUUGAUAUGUAUUUUUUUAAUAUUGUUCAGUCUGGAUAUAUAGCAAGCCAUACCAUGUUUUGUUACUGCCAUAGACAAAAGUGUUUUGCACCACAGACCAUCAGUUGAUGUCUAACUUGAUAGCAUUUCAUGUUAACAAUACUUUAACCUACUGCCACUGGGAAAAUGUAGUAUUUACUGUGGUAUUGUUUUGUAAAAUGUCUGUGUACAUAGAUGGCUUCAUAAUUAGUUCAUUAGUCAAUUAGUCAACCUUGUGACCUUACUUGAUUCCACUUAUCAUCAGAAUUGUUGCUGGUAUUAUUAUUAGAGACAUUAUAAUCAUUAUAAUAUUGACAUUACUACCACCAAUAUAAGAUAAAAGAAAAUAUUUCUGAAAAUCAAGGAAAAGGGUAACCAGGUGACUUACUUAGUACUAGUAAUUGGCUCAUUGGUUACUAAGUAUUUGGGGAGCCAUCUAUGUGAAGAGACAGUUAAUGAACGAAACUCAUAGUGGGCAUGGCAUGUUCAUACAUGCCAUCCCUGGCAGCUUUGAAUUGAGGCUUUUAAUUCUGAAGUAAUUUUGAAGUACAAAUAUUCAUCUAUAUAAUUAUGAAUGAGCCUCUAAAAUAUAUGAGAGCUAAGAAGAGGCCAUAGGUUUAAAAUGAGAGCCAUCAGAUUCAACAUUACAAGUACAUUUAAGACAAAAGAUUAGUAUGAUUAACAUAUGUAACCAAUGAUAGCACCAAAGUAGUUUUUAAAUGAGUUGAUUUGUAAUAGUAUAGGCUUCAUUCACCCUCAUCAUGAUUAGUGACCAGCCAAUCAUUGAUUAAGCUCUUACCAGUAGUGGUUGACUUUAUACCACUACAACUCGCUUUCACAAAAAUAGCAAAUCCAACUGUAGUCAUUCAAAGGUCAAAGUUGGUCCCAUAUCAAUGUGGACGUAGGGAACAUACUCAUUGAGAAACAUGCUUACUAAGCAGCAGAAUGAUGCAGUCGCGUGGCCAGUUCCUUUCUGCCCCGACUUUUACCCCAGUAUGCUGACAUCAGCGCUCAUUCACAGGUGAGUCGACAGACCACCCAGGACCAUGUGAUUGCAAAGCCAGCGCUCUACCACUGAGCUAUGCCACCUCUCGUAUAACAUUGUAGAUGUGAUUGAUGUGAAAAGCUUAGUUUUAUAUUGAUGAGAAUCAGACCAUAAGAAGAAGCAAACACCAUUAUUCCAUUUAAGUGUCAAAUAUUAUUCUUGCCAUAUGUGAUACAGCCAUGCAAGUCAUUCUGAUUACUCUGUGGAAAGAGGCAUGACUCUAUAUACCCAGAUUGAAUGUACUAUAGAAAUUAUUGCAAGUUAGAAAUUCCCAAUUUUCAUAAGAUAGUGUUUUUUCUGGUACAGAGGUGCAAAAUAUUGUUCAGCAGUGAACAUUCAAAUACUUUUGGCAUAGUGUCUCUUUUGUGAGAAUGAUUGCUGUGACUUGUUUAUAUGAGGAAAGAUAUAUUAUUACUUUUUGCUACCAUGUGUGGAUAUUACGUAAAAGAGAAAAUAUCAUUAUUGUUUUAUUUACACAAUAUUUUCCAGUCCUGUGCCAUUGCUUUUCAUUUUCAGUAUUAUGCAAAUGCAUAUUAUUAUUGAUUAGAACUUCAUUUGCUGUUUCUUUCAGCCUUUCUUUUAUCUUUAAUGUGUCUAGACCAUUUUUCUAUCUCUACAAAUGUUAUAUUUAAACCCAGUUGUUCAUGAAAAACUGUUUUCAGUGUAUUUAUGAAUAACCUAAUAUCUGAAUUUUGCAUUUGGGAGAAAUCAUCUCUUAGUUGUAUGGGCUUAUCUAUAAGUGCUACUCAACAAAUAUCUGAAGAUAGAUUCUUUUAAGAAAUGAAAGCAUUAAAAGUAUUGAAUAUAUUUUUUCUUCAUAUUGGUUGAAUUUUAAAAAUUAUUUUGACUUACCCAAGUUUAGCCAAUUAUAACUGUCCUUGAUUAGUACUUGUGCUGCAGUUCAGUUUAACUUUAUCAUGGCAGGGCCAGAAUUUUGUGUGACAUGAUAAUUACACAACAGGGCAUUUGCUAUGUACAGCUGGCCCACCAACUUGCUCACUAGAGUGAAUUGUGAUGUACCCAUGACUAAGGUGUUCAUUAUAUUCAUAAUAGUUUUACCAAUAUAUUUUGGAUACAAGAGAGGGAAUAUUUAUUAUGCUUCAUAACAUCUUAACUGAACUACUGGUUAUACAUUUGGAUUUCAAGUUUAUUUUAUUUCUUUACUGAGCAUAAUACAGGGAACAUAAAUAACAUGAAGAAAUAAUAAAUUUAUUUACAAAGGUAACAAUAUAGUGUUUUUACAAGUAUACAACAUAGCCUACACAGUAUUUACAAUAUCAUAAGAUAAAAUUUGAACUCUGUAAAACAACUCUUUGAGUGACAAAGAGACCAAGGCUAUUAGGAAGUUAAAGUUGGCCUCAAUUCUUUUCACUGGAUAAAUACACCAAUACUGCGGUGAUAAUCUACUAGUUGCAUAUUUUUACUUGGUAAAAUCUACAAGAAUUUCAGGCCAAGAUUUCAUUCUGAUAAUGGAAAGCAUUUUUUUAGUAUGAAAACUUGAGAAAUUUAUUUUUUUGAAAAAAAAAAAA
Molecule: messenger RNA, 6568 nt
Organism: Penaeus vannamei (Pacific white shrimp)
Lineage: Eukaryota; Metazoa; Arthropoda; Malacostraca; Decapoda; Penaeidae
Source: RefSeq, a predicted model, not a curated record